Molecule: messenger RNA, 1610 nt
Organism: Paramuricea clavata
Lineage: Eukaryota; Metazoa; Cnidaria; Anthozoa; Malacalcyonacea; Plexauridae
Source: the annotation of a GenBank genome assembly
AUGUAUUUGUGUGGAGGGUUAUUCCGAUUGCUGAAGAAGUCAAUUUCUCGUGAAGAUUUACAAGAGGCGCAUACCUACUUGAAGUUGUUUGUCGCACAGGCACCUGUUCUUUAUGGUAUGUAAAAAUAAGUGUUCUCACUGGUUUGGAACAUGAAUAUUUACGAACAUACAAUUUUGUCGUGUGCGCGCUUGCUUACUCCAAAGUCUCUCAACAGAACGCCUGCAACGCGGGCUUAUUAUUUUUAUGUAGUCGGUUUUCUUUAAUGAACUGUGGUAUAUGCAGUAUCUACAGUACAAUACAUAUCUUAGUAUAUGAAUACCAAUAAUAUAAAACAUUAAAUCAAAUCUCAAAUAUUUUUGUUUUAGAAUUACAAAACGGCCAUAAAAACCAUUGUUAGAAUACCUCUUCAAUAACAAAUAUGCCUUUUCCGGGUUUGAGUUUUCAUAAAAGUGAAAACAAUGUGAAUGAAUCCUCAUAAUUCCCUUUAGGAAAAUUCGCAAGUGAGGCAAACAUGGCGAAAAAAUACAUUUUACUGUAUAUAUUUAUCAUUUCUUUUUCAGGGAAGCAAUUUCAGACAUUCAACGUGCACCAGCUUCUACAUUUGUCAGAGGUUGUUGAAGAUCUCGAUCCUUUGUGGUCGAACUCGUGUUUUCCUUUUGAAGACUAUAAUGGUGAUCUGCGAGAUUUGUUUCAUGGCACACAAAAUGUGGAUGGCCAGGUCAGUAUAUCUACAGUAUGCAUGUUACAGCGUGCUGUACAGUGGCAUUCGCUCCAAAAGUCGAAGAAACCAGCGUGACCAGGGUCUCUCCCUGGGUACGAGGUUGAUUGGAGACUCGUGAUUUGUCAGCUGCAUGCAUAAGCGUAUGAUAAAGUGCAUUAUAGUGUGCAAUCACUGUGUUUAGUCAAUUAGUCAUUAAAUUUUCUCGAAUUAUUAUUUUUUAUAGAUCGUAACAGCUGUGUCGAUCAUUCAAAAGUUACCUGAAAUUGCAAGAUCAACUACUACUUCUCCCAGCGUUACGGCAUUUUACGAGCAUUUGACAAGAAAGGGCCACCGAACAUGGUGAGAUUGUUACUCAAUCUAAAAUCUUUCGUACUAUGUAUACCUUGUGCCACAAUUAGUACAUGUUCAAACAGCUAAAGCAGCUACACUUAAUAAUAUUUAUUUGCUUUUAAUUUUUUUAUUUUUAGUUCCAAGAAAGAAAGAAUAUCUGAGUCGUUAUAUGUGGUGGACUCACUUGAAAGAGUAUGGAGUAAUUCAAAACUGCUUAGUAAAGAACAGUUGAAUUCUCUCCCAAAUAAUUCUGGGAAAAUAUGGUUAUUUCGACGGUUCCUGAUUGGUGGAACGUUGUUUCACAGUGCAAGCUAUAGAAGAGUUGUUGCGAGAAAUGACUACACUGUUGAGUUUGAAAUGAAUGGCGUAAAGAACUUUGGCACAAUUCAAGUUUAUGUAAAGGUUGAAGACAAGUGUUUUCGUCUCAGAAUCAGAGAUGGGCAAAAGUGUUUCUGUGAGCUUGCAUGUAGCUACUUUGCUCUUAUCGAAACGCUGGUCGAAGACGACCAACAGCUUCCAAUGUUCCGUAACAAUGUAGUAGUGAAUCACAUCAGGAAG